AUGCCAGAUCACCAGAACGAGAUCAUCCUCAUAACCUGCGCCUCGGGAAAACAAUCCUCAGCUCUGAUCCCCCACCUCAUCCCCCACUACCCACACCUACGUCUCCAAUGCCACAGCUCCCCCUCAGCUGCCACUUUAUCUGAAAACUACCCAAAAGCCGAAAUCGUACAAGCCGACCUCGCGAACAAAGACGACUGCACACGCAUCCUCAAAAACGUCACUGCAGCAUUUCUAGUCCUCCCACCUUUCCACCCACACGAAUCACAAUUAGGUAUCAACUUCAUCGAUGCCUGCAACGCCCAAGAAGAUGCUGGCGGACCUUUCCAGCACUUGGUGUACAGCAGCGUCAUCCACCCCAUCCUCCGAAAACUGCUCAAUCAUGAUGUUAAACGCUACGUGGAAGAAUACCUGAUUGAGUCUGGACUCGACUAUACGAUCUUGCAACCAACGCAUAUCAUGGAAAUGCUACCUCUUGCCAAACUCCUCAAAGACGAAAAACCAAUGUAUCCUUGCAAUUGGAACCCCGCCACGAAAUUUUCUUUUGUUACGACAAAAGACAUCGGCCAAGCGGCUGCGAAAGUGUUAAUGCAGAGAGAUGCACACUUUGCAGCAACAUAUCAGCUAGUCUCGACCCCAAAACCUCUGUCUUAUGUUGAGGCUUGCGGGAUUGUAUCAAAGGUGCUAGGGAAAGAAGUCCAGGUGCAGCAAAAAAGCUUUGAGGAUGCAGUGGAGAACACGAUCAAGAUGAUCAAUGGAGGGAAGGAGCCUCCGAAACAGAUGAAGGAGAUUGGGGCUAGGAUGUUCUUAUACUACAACGAGAGGGGCUUGGUCGGGAAUUGUAACGUAUUGAAGUGGCUGUUGGAGAGGGAGACUACUGGGUGUGAGGAGUGGGUUAGGACGAGAGUUGGCGAGAUUGAGAAGAGCAAAGCGUCCUAG
This is a messenger RNA of Aureobasidium namibiae CBS 147.97, 936 nucleotides long. Its product is annotated as NAD(P)-binding protein. Bases 1 to 936 code for a protein of 311 amino acids. The transcript has a single exon. The record is from RefSeq and is a predicted model, not a curated record. NCBI's taxonomy places the organism in Eukaryota, Fungi, Ascomycota, Dothideomycetes, Dothideales, Saccotheciaceae.